Messenger RNA from Phalaenopsis equestris, 1349 nucleotides. Its product is annotated as 12-oxophytodienoate reductase 1-like. Lineage: Eukaryota; Viridiplantae; Streptophyta; Magnoliopsida; Asparagales; Orchidaceae. Gene Ontology annotation, molecular function: FMN binding; oxidoreductase activity. The record is from RefSeq and is a predicted model, not a curated record. The transcript is spliced from 5 exons. The coding region runs from base 158 to 1252 and encodes 364 amino acids.
AGCAUUUUGGCUGUAUUAGCCUUAAAAUUCAGUUUUUGAGCCUAUAAAUAUCCAAAUAAGUUCUCAGAAUAACAAUCAUCUCUUGUUCUGAUUUCUAAUUGAGAAAACUAGACAACAAAGUUUCAUCAUUCCAAUCUGUUGCAGAGAAAAGCUUACAAUGGGCUCAGUUGCAGAAGAAAAGAUCCCUCUUCUCACUCCAUACAAGUUGGGAAAAUUCAAUUUAUCACACAGGGUUGUAUUGCCACCACUGACAAGGUGCAGAUCUUAUGGAAAUGUUCCACAGCCUCAUGCUGCUGUGUUCUACUCUCAGAGAGCUACAAAAGGGGGUCUUCUGAUAGCAGAAGCCACUGGAAUUUCUGAUACUGCUCAAGGGUACCCAAGUACUCCUGGCAUAUGGAACAAAGAGCAAGUGGAGGCUUGGAAGCCUAUUGUCAAUGCUGUUCAUGAGAAGGGUGGGAUCUUCAUUUGCCAAAUCUGGCAUGUGGGAAGGGUUUCUAACUAUGAUUACCAGCCCAAUGGACAAGCUCCUAUUUCCAGUAGUGAGAAAAAAGUCAGUCCGCAACCUCAACAUGACGGUUCAAUCUCAACAUACUCCACUCCACGACGGCUUGGAAUCGAAGAGAUACCACAAAUCAUCAAUGAUUUCAGACUAGCUGCAAGAAAUGUCAUUGAAGCUGGCUUUGAUGGAGUAGAGAUACAUGGAGCACAUGGCUAUAUACUUGAGCAAUUCAUGAAAGACAGUGUUAAUGAUAGAACAGAUGAGUACGGGGGUAGCCUAGAAAAUCGUUGCCGCUUUGCUUUUAUAGAGAUUGGUGCUGAAAGAGUAGACCUCCGAUUAUCUCCCUUUGCGACUGAGGUAGAUUGUUGGGAUUCUGACCCUGAUGCACUUGGGGUCUACAUGGCUCGGUCAUUGAAUAAAUAUGGGCUCUUAUACAUCCAUAUAACUGAGCCUCGAAUGACUUUUGAGGAAGGAAAGUUGAAGAUUCCUCAACGCCUUCAUGAAAUACGAAAAACUUAUAAGGGGACCUUACUCACAGCAGGAGGCUAUGAUAGAGAGGAAGGAAAUAAGGCUAUUAAAGAAGGAUAUGCUGAUCUAAUAGCAUUUGGCCGCUUUUUUGUAGCUAAUCCAGAUUUGCCUAAAAGAUAUGAACUAAAUGUUCCUUUGAAUAAGUAUAAUAGGCUUACCUUCUACACUUCUGAUCCAGUUGUUGGCUACACUGACUACCCCUUUCUUGAAUCGUUGAAGGAAUAAUCACGUUAUUCAAAUGCUAGAGAUCUCAAUAUCUCUAGCAAUACCUGGUUCUUGGACUAUUGAAAAAAAUCAUUGCAAAUGUAUUUCUAGUAUGACA